Molecule: messenger RNA, 567 nt
Organism: Cordyceps fumosorosea ARSEF 2679
Lineage: Eukaryota; Fungi; Ascomycota; Sordariomycetes; Hypocreales; Cordycipitaceae
Exons: 2
Coding region: 1-567 (188 amino acids)
Source: RefSeq, a predicted model, not a curated record
AUGGCCGACGAGAUUCGCUACAGAGACUCGUGCGAGAGCAUGGCCAUCCUCGCAUCUACCACGGGUCAGCCGCCCCUGGACGUGUGGCUGUGGCACAGGCACGAGCACCGGAGCAGCAGCACCCCUUACUGCCGUCUAUCCGCCGACGACGUGUCCCGCGGCCCAACUUCAUGCCCGGCCUCGCCUUGGCCGUCUCGCUGCCACCCCAGCCCACCGGCGAAGCUACAGCACCGCAUCCGGAACUGGUCACUCCGGAGGCGGCGCGCAUUGUGCGGGACGAGGCGGCCGCCGCGCUGCAGCAGCCGGCGCUGCGCACCACCGCACGGGCCGUGGUGCGACGACGGCGCCUGCUCCUUUGCGCUCAGCAGCUGGCUCUAUACCGUCUGGCUCGCCGACGCGCCCGAUUUGCGACGCCGGCUUCUGCUGGCGAGCUACGUGGGCUUGUGUCGCAGACUCGCCCGAGACCCGCGCGACGGCGGGGGCGGCGGGGGACGCGGCCUACUCUGGCUAUGUCCUGUUCCGCGAGGCGAUCGAGAUGUGGAAGCAGACGUGCAAGAGGUGUGGUAG